Molecule: messenger RNA, 1712 nt
Organism: Paramecium octaurelia
Lineage: Eukaryota; Ciliophora; Oligohymenophorea; Peniculida; Parameciidae
Source: the annotation of a GenBank genome assembly
AUGGAUAAAAAUGUUGAAUCUCUUUUUACGUCAGAUUUUUGGAGAUAAGUGAAUCAAUAAUAUUUUAUGGUCGAAACACCAAUCUCGUUGAAUGUUUAAAAAAAAUUAUACAAAAAAUGUAGGUGUUAAUGUUAGUUUUAGCUUCUCAUCUUGUAAGUAUAUAAACUUAAGGAUUGAUAGAAAAAAUAUUGAAACCCUUCAAAAAAAAUAGAUCCCAGCUUCAAAAGUUAAACGACAAUAACUUGAGGGUGCAUUUAAGUUUAAUGUUAAUGUAAAGAGAAAAAUCAUUCGAGCCAAUUCAAGAAUUAAUAGAUGAAAUGAUUGAUAAGAUUUGCGAGUAAGAAUUAAGAGACGGAUUGGUAUCAAAUAAGGCGUUGCUCAAAAACAUGCAUUAAUUACCUUUAGAAAAAUAAAUGGAGAUUUUAUAAUAAGAAGCGCAAAUAUUAUAAUGUAUACAGCAAUAGAUAGUUUGGCCUGAUCAAUUGGAAUAAGUGAUAAUGGAAUUGGAAGAUGAUUUGAUAAGAGUUUAAGACAAGAAUAUCAAAUAACUUAAUAAGUAUGUUUUUUCUUAAGUUUUAGUCUUGCAGGACAUUUGGAAGAAAUCAAUAAAUAAUUACUAUAUGAAUAUAGCAUUAAACAAAUCGGUUAAUUUACAUUAAGAAUUUCGAGAAACCGAGUUCAACAUCAAUAGAACGAAUUAGAGAAUCUAGAAAAAUUGAUCAUACAUUAUUAAGAUUAUUAAGCAGCAGAGUCUAUGGGAAAGGCCAUAUAUAAUCCAGAAAGUAAAAAUUUAUGUAAAUCAAAUAGCAAACCUUGUGACGGUUACUUUCGAUUCAUUUUUAAGCAGAACUCCUAUAGAUUUAAAACUGGAUUAAUUUCAAAAUUUCUAAAGACUUCGAGAAGUGCAAUUAGAGUUAAGCGUUUAGUAAUAGGAAAUAUAAGAAGAGGCAUAAACUAUGGUUUCGAUUAAAACUGAAAUGUGUCAUAGUUGUAGAUAAAUGAUAGAAAUAACCAAUUUAUAAUAAUGUAAAUACAAUCAUGUAAAUAUGAAUUUACAUUAAUACAAUGAGGAAAUACUGAUCUAAUAGAGAUAUGCAAUUACCUAAAAAUAAAUGCAAUAAUUUUACAUAGAUCUUUAUUCUGCUAAUUAUAUUAUAGAAAGUAAAUACAAAUAUUUAUUAUAAGAUAAUUAAAUCCAGUGUUAAAAAUAUUUUUGUUUUAAAUGCUUGAAGUAUGAAUUUGAUUAAUAUGAUCUUUCUGAGCCCAACUGGAUUUGCCCUUUAUGCAAGGUAUGCAAUUUUAUGCUAUUUAAGGGGUUAUGCACAUGUAUUAGAUGCUAAAGAACUGAUUCUAUUUACAAAUUGAAGAGAACCUUUUUGGAAAUUGGAGGUAACUUAGAUAACAUGUAUUAAUAAUCGAUCUUUGAGAUGUUACUUGAAAGCAAAAGAAAACUAAUUUAAAACAUUCCAUUAGAUUUCAUAAAUAUUUAAAAACUACAAUCAGAAAAUGAAGAGACACUUACUCCAAAAGGUUUAUGUUAGAGCAAGAAUAGGAUAAACAAAAAGAUCAAAAAAAAGAAAAGUAGUGAAACUACAAUAAUUGGAAAAACAUAAUCAAUCAUUAUGGAUACAUCAUCAUCAUCAAUUAAAAUCAAGAAAAUAAAGGAAUAUAAGCGACUUAUUCCUAAUGAAAGUACUAUUUUUUUAUAAUGA